Messenger RNA from Aspergillus sclerotioniger CBS 115572, 1899 nucleotides. RefSeq lists its product as uncharacterized. The record is from RefSeq and is a predicted model, not a curated record. The transcript has 2 exons. Bases 1 to 1764 code for a protein of 587 amino acids. Lineage: Eukaryota; Fungi; Ascomycota; Eurotiomycetes; Eurotiales; Aspergillaceae.
AUGGAUGCAGCUGCACUUUUGUGCAAUAUUUGCCCCAAACGGCCGACCUUCAGUGAUGUAUCCCACCUGCUAACCCAUAUCUCGUCAAAGGCACAUCUGUCCCACUACUUCAAACUUCAAGUCCGCAGCCAUCAAGAGCAACAAGCCGUCACUCUGCUACGUGAAUAUGAUAGGUGGUAUAAGGCCAAUAAUUUAGCAAAAUUACUUUCGGAUCGGAUGUCCUCGAAAGAAGCCCGCAGAAAGAAGACGCACGAGAAGAUUAACACGGACCGGGAAGUUGAGCACCGAACGACUGAACCACUGUCCACUGCAUGUCUUUCAUCCCAGAACCCACUUCCUGACUACUUGGACCCACGUCUCUCUCGCUCCUAUGUUGUUACGGAUUCGGGGCCUGCAAUUACAACCUCGCCUCACACUUCCAAGCACUCAUUGACCUCCGCAAGCACUCCAAAGCAACCUACUCAACCUAUCUCCUGUAUUUGGAAACAAGAGCCCAGACCCGACCCGGAGGAUCAGGAUACUUCUGCGCAGGCCACGUUGUACUGGUCUAAAACACUGGGCAAUGAGACAGACGUUAUUCCCCUAUCAUCCAACCAAUACAACUGCGAUCCGUUUAUCGAUGACAAUGACAAUGACAGCGUUGAUUUCCCAACAAUCUGUGAGAUAGAUAAGGAGAGAGCAGAUGAGAUAGCCAGACUGAAAGGUGUCCUAUGGCCCGGAAUGGAUAUCUUUGACUCUGCUACCGAACAGAUGAGACGCAGACGCAACCAGAAAAAAGAUGAAAGCAUCUUGAAGAUGAUGGAAAAGACAUCCCUCUGUGUCGAGCCUACGGAGCUUGUGUUCUCGCCUACAGGGAUCUUGCGGAAGCAGCGUGUGAUCUCUGGCAAUGUUGAAGACAGCAGCCCUCUUAAAGGGGAAACGCCCAUUCCGAAACGACGAGCAAAUCGUCCGAAGCGUAUCCUUUCCCAAGUCGAUCCUAAUAUCCAUCGUGGACAAGACAGGAAAAGGAACCGGAGAACUACCAAGAGGAGCGAAAGUAUAGUGGAUGAAGACAUCGAUGGAAGUAACAUACCCCUUCUCAGGGCCUCCUUGGCGCCUCAACACCCUCCUCGCUAUGGCAGUCACGGGGACGAUAUGGACGAGUUUGCAAUGACUUCCAAAGACAAUAAGAUCAAGCCUCCCACUGGGUUUACUGUCUUCCGUGAUUUGCCAAAUCAAUACAACGCAGGCGCAAUUGACCUUCAUCGUGGUGAUGGAUCACAUUCUGCGGCGUCGGUCUCCCCUCAUCCUAUAUUUUUACUACGGGAUUACACAACCAAUGCUGAUGCUUACCCACUAUCACCUGGCAACCAUGCUUCUACCCUGACCGAGAGGGCUCUUAUUAUGUCGAUGGAAAAAGAGAACAUUGAGCCACUUCUGGAUGUUCGUGGCCGCAUUGAUCCUCUGGUGGAUUGGCAUUCCCCUUCCCUCACGGGGCACUUAACCAGCGACAUUGGCUAUCCACCACAAUACUUUUUUGGCGAUGCUCGGUCCGUCGGUUUCAGUCCAUUUGAUAAUCAAGAAAGCCCCACUGGGUACUCAUUUAACCCUUUGACCGUUUCACUUCCCCGCGUGCCCGCCGACGACAAUCCAGUGUACACGGCGAGAGUAAACAACAAGUCUAAACCUCAGUGUGGGACACAGCCAGGGUCCCCCGAGGCAACAGUUUCGGAGGUCGAUGAGGGUGAGUUUGAACGGCUUUACCUAGAUGGGAGCUCUUGUUGACUCCUGCUCUUGUUGCAAUUUUCUAUUGUGCUCUGGUUUAAGUCAUUGUUCUGCGGGUCUAUUCCCCUAAUUGCACUUCCCUUCAACACCUUUUAAGAAUCGCAACCAACGGAUUUGGCUCUGCUUUAUAGUUUG